Molecule: messenger RNA, 4591 nt
Organism: Astyanax mexicanus (Mexican tetra)
Lineage: Eukaryota; Metazoa; Chordata; Actinopteri; Characiformes; Acestrorhamphidae
Gene: ppm1f
Product: protein phosphatase, Mg2+/Mn2+ dependent, 1F
Exons: 8
Coding region: 147-1406 (419 amino acids)
Biological process (GO): protein dephosphorylation; negative regulation of protein kinase activity
Cellular component (GO): cytosol
Molecular function (GO): cation binding; protein serine/threonine phosphatase activity
Source: RefSeq, a predicted model, not a curated record
UGCACACGCGCACACUGACUUCCUCGUGAGCUGCUUUUGUUGUGCAGCGCGCGCGGGGCGUGCAGGCGAGGAGCGCUGGAAUAAAGCGGGGCAGCUUCAGACGCUGUAAUCCGGAUUGACUGAGCGUGCACACGCUGAGGGCCGGGAUGGGGACCAAGGAACAGGACGAGGCUCAGAAGUUCCUGAAGACUUUUGUGGAGGAGUUCAAGAACCCGCUGGGCCCUGAGGAGCCGCUGCCUCUCGCUCCGCUCAGUCGCAAGGUCACGCAGCAGGAGGUGACGGGGGAGAGCCUGGAGCUCGGCCUCAGGCUGCUGUCGGCCAGACACGCCCCCUCCUGGUUGAGUGCAUUGAUGUGUCAUGCUGCCAUCACAGAGCUUCUGAAAGAUGACCUUUCACCUUUCCACUGCCCCAAAGACCCUGAACAGCAGCCAGACGAUGAAGCGGAGGUUGUUUUGCUCCAGUCCGAACCUGUUCAGCGCCUGUAUAUAAACAAGCUGAGAGAAGUGGGCGUGGCCUGGCAGAAACAGCUGCCCAGUCCAGCAGCGCCUCGACCCUCACACUCCCGCCUCUGCUCUGUCCACGCCAUUCGCAACACUCGCAGGAAAAUGGAGGAUCGGCAUGUGAUUCUGACCAACUUUAACCAGCUGUUUGGGUUACAGGACGGGGUGGAACGAGAGUACUACGCUGUUUUUGAUGGACACGGAGGAGUGGACGCUGCCACCUACGCUGCCACUCACCUGCACGUCAUUCUCAGUCAGCAGGAGGCCCUUAAGGGGGACACCGCCACAGCCUUCAAAGAAACCUUCAUACAAACAGACGACAUGUUCCGGACGAAAGCUAAGAGAGAGCGCAUGCGCAGUGGCAGUACAGGCGUGGCUGUGUUACUGGCUUCUGAUUGGCUGACGGUGGCCUGGCUGGGCGACUCACAGGCCAUGCUGGUGAGGAAAGGUGAACCUGUCAUCCUGAUGGACCCCCACAAACCAGAAAGAGAGGAUGAGAAGCAGAGAAUAAAGGAGUUGGGGGGCUGCAUCGCGUUUAUGGGCUGCUGGCGUGUUAAUGGAACUUACGCUGUUUCCAGAGCAAUAGGUGAUUUUGAUCAGAAGCCGUACGUCUCUAACGCAGCAGACUGCUCCUCGGUUCGGCUCAGUGGGGAUGAGGACUACAUCCUCCUGGCCUGUGACGGCUUUUUCGACGUGGUGCGUCCGGAGGAGGUCCCCGGGUUGGUGCUGGAGGCUCUGAGAGAGGCCGGCGGCUCCGGGGAGGAGGCCGCUCAGAGCCUGGUGAAUCAGGCCAAAGCUGCCGGCUCCAGCGACAACAUCACCGUCCUGCUGGUGUUCCUGCGGGAACCUCGGGAACUGCUGCUCUCAGAUCCGGGAUCCGGAAAAGGCAGCAAGGCAGGGAACUGAGAGCGAGAGAGACUGGAGUGCAGCAGUGAACCACUGGAGGGCCCUCUCGGCUUCUUUACGGCCACAAUAAUUCAGAAUACCUGGAAUGAAUCAGGAUGAGUCUUAAGGGACUGACGCAUUGUGUUUUCAUCACUGUAGUUCUUCAUCCUUGCGGUCAGCCAAAUUAUAUAAUGGUAGAAAUGUGUUGUUUCAUCCACUGGGGUCAGGAGGGGGCGGGGGGAUCCGAGAACUACCGUAACAAAUGGUGAGCAGUAUUUUAUACAUGACAUGGUGUUUUUUUUUAUUUUAUGGAAGUUUCUAGAACUAAAGAUGCUCAUUUUAAUUUGAAUUAUACCUGUUCUUAAAAGCAGCACUCUGUAUGAUUUUUAUAUUUAAAAAUCUGGCCGUUACCUUAUACACCUUAAAAAACAGAACCAAAAUCAAAAUCAAGGUAAAUGUUUUUGUUAAAUUGUGUUUUAUAGAUUUCAUCCAGUAAACAUCUCCAUAUUAGUUGGUAAAAUGUUAAUGUAAGUUCCACAUAUUGCAUUUCCAAGUGUUGUGCCAAUUUCCGCCAUUUCUCCCUGCUUAAAAUGAACCACUUUUGGGUGCCUGCUUGUGUGACACUGAGCAGAAUGAGCAGAAUUAACAUAUCCCAUAUUUUAUUUCUGUUUAGAAAUUAAAUUCCAACGGACUAAGACGCUGCUAUAAUGAUCAGGAGAUUGCUGGUUCGAAUCCCGGCCAUGCUGCUUGCCAUCAGCAGCCAGAGUCCGAGAGUGCAGAAUUGGCCUUGCUCUCUCUGGGUGGGUACAGUAGAUGGCGCUCUUUCCCCUCAUCACUCCUAGGGUGAUGUCAAUCAGCACAAGGCAUCUGUGAGCUGAUGUAUCAGAGCUGGGUUGCUGCGCUUUCCUCCGAGCUAAUCGGUAAUGACUUCACAUGUAUCGGAGGAGGCAUGUGCUAGUCUUCACCCUCCUGUUGUUGAGGCAUCAUAGGGGGAGUACAGCUAAAUGGGUGGGAUAGUCUGCCUAGCAAAAUUAGGGAGCAAAGCAAGCUAAAAAAUUUAAGAAAUCUACAAUUACAGUAGAUACAGAAUCAACAGUGCAAUAUGUUGUGCCUAUAUUGCUAUGACGUGUGUGUUGUAAAUGAGAAGCAAAUUUUAACACCAUUUUUUUUCAUCUAAACCAUCCAAAAAAAAUGUUCAGCUAAUCUGGACAGAGACCAAACUAAAAUCCCUAAAGUAAAGUGUAAAAGCCUUCUUACAGAGUGCUGUUUUUAAUCAGGUGCUGCCAAAGAUCUCUUUAAUAUGCUUGCCUUGAUUUUUUUUCAUUGUUCGUUGAAUUUUUUCCGUAUUUACAGGUGCUAAAUGUCUCAAAAGCAAUGUGAUAUACCUUUGUCACAUUCUUAUACGUCUUCUGAGGAUCAAUGUUUAACUGUGUUAAAGGGAUUUUUUGGGCUAAUGUCACAUUAACCAUAUGUUAAAAUGAGCAGGGACCAGUCAGUUGACCUACCUAUGCUCCGCCCACAAAUAUACAGAAUGUUGGUUUACAGUCCUGGGCUCCCCCUACAAUCAGAAAGUGUAACACUUUCUGUAAAACGUCUAAAAGACACGUUUUUCUGGACAAGCUGAAAGAUUAGUUUGAUAGAAUCAUAUCUAAAAGUAAAAGACAUGGGUGGACUGAGGAGGUGUAGUAAUAUUACAGGAUUUAAUAUAGUGCAGUUAGCAGUGCACCAAGACCAGAGUAGCAAUGACAGGGAUGCUGAUCUUGGUAACUGGAAUAUAAAACGCUAAAUAAUCCCAAAUAAUUACAAUUUUAAUCAGUUAAAAACUGAGUUUUUAAACCAUGUUGUUUCUAAUUGAUGCACUGCUUGCUUCAAAUAUUUAAUUUAAACGCUUAAAUUUGAAUGUUAUACAGCUAGUCUGACUUAAUUCAUUAAAAUUCAUUUAAAGUUAAAGCUCCACUAGGUAGGAUUGAGAUUUUGUGCUCGUGGGCUCCCCCUACAGUUGCAGAGUGUAAUAAAUGUUUCAGGCGGAUUAGUUUCUCUCUCGUUUUCUGGCUUUCACAGACCUAUUCGGUCUCUUUCCAGCUUCUGCCAGAGUGUCUGUAUGUUAGUUUGUAAAGAAUGAUCCAGUAGUCCUUGUAGAACUGUUAGAACUAAAGGUCGGAAAGCAGGUCGCAGUUCUCGCGAGCGUUGGUCGCGGCCGCCUCGGAAAACUUACAGAGUCUGGUUUGAGCUCAGAGGAGCUCCGGCACAGACACGAGAGCACAGCUAUUCCUCCUAUUACACCUCAAUGCAGCGCUGCAGUGAGUUUCAAGCUGUAAUUUUACUUCUUUAAAAGAUCAAAAAUCAAGGAAAUCCUACCUAGUGCUGCUUUAAAUGGGAUUUUAGCCAACAUCCUUUAAAACCUGACAAACUAGCAACGAUUAUAACAUGUUUAUGGGCAGAGCAUGAACAGGUCAACUGCCUAUAAUCUCUGCAUAUCUCUAAUACUUAUCUAACCUAUCAUAUUUUAGAAUUAUUAACAGCAUUAAGCCAUUUAAAGUGAAUUUCUCCUUUAAGGCUUAGAGAGGUUACGGUGGCGAGCCUCUGUUUGACCGUUUCCAAGCAGGACAUUUCCUGUUAUUUGUGAGUGACUGUUACAAAACAGUGUGAACUUAAGGGCACACCCAUCUUAAACAUUUGACUGACUGUUAGCCUGAGCUUUAAUAGUGAAAUAUAAACGCAAAAACUCACUUACUUACUUACUUACUGCAGUGUCGUACAAUGUUUUCACAGUGUCAGUGUUUCUACGUAAAAAAAAAAAAUGUUUUAAUGUUUGUUAUUGUGGCAAAUCUGAAGCGAUGGAACCAUAUCUGUGCCAAACCUGAGCAUGCAUGUGUCUAACUUAGCCAAGAACUGUCUUCUUAAGUGCUGAACUUUCUUACUGACAAAAAAGGUGAACUUUGUGCUUUGUUUUUUUUGAUAUGCAGUGUUUUCUAAUACCGUACUUACCACAUUCAUUCUCUUUCUUAUUCUCUAUGCUUCAUUUUGGAUUUUUAUAUCGGUGCCUUUCUUUAAAGCAGCAGUUUGUAACAUUUUAAAUUAAAGGAAGCAGCCGCAGUAUUCAUGCAGUAUUCAGUUGGGAAGAGAUACAGUAUUGUAAUUAAUGGUUACAGUGUCCUGCCAUUAAAAAUCUUGAAGCAUCUAAUAUAUUAAUUUGAAAAACAUGA